AUGACCCCUCUGCAGGAAGCCUUUGCGGGGGCCAUCGUGGUAUAUCUUGCAUGGCGCGUUGCGCGUGCGUUCUUCGCAACGUCGCCCGUAGACAACAUACCUGGUCCGAAAUCGCCUUCGUUCCUCGCUGGACACACUGCACAGGUAUUCGGACCAGACCGCUGGAUCUACCAGGAGGCGUUUGUGAAACAAUAUGGUCGACUCUUUCGAAUCAACGGCCCAUUGAACUCGAACUGGCUCUAUACGUACGACCCAAAGGCGCUCCACAGCAUCUUCGUGAAAGACCAGGAUGUCUUCGACGAGAACGAGGUCCUUCUAGCGGCUUUCAUGACACUUUUGGGUCCAGGGCUGCUUUCUACGCUGGGCGACCAACAUCGCCGGCAGCGGAAAAUGCUCAACCCGCUGUUUUCAGCGAAGCACCUCCGCGAGAUGACGCCAGUAUUCAACGAGAUCGUCGGUAGACUCGAAAGCGCCAUCACUUUUAGGGUCAAAGACGGACCGCAGGAAGUCGACAUGCUCGGCUGGAUGGGCCGCACCGCCUUGGAGCUCAUCGGACAGGGCGGCUUGGGCCACUCCUUCGACCCGCUCACGCGCGACGUCGCAGACGACUUCGCGGACUCCGUCAAGGCCUACUUCCCAGUGAUCCAGCAACUCGAAGUGUUCGGUCCACUCCUCCCCCUCCUGCUGAAAAUGGGCCCCGCGUGGUUCAGGCGAAAGCUAGUGGACCUCGUGCCGUUCGCCCCAGCGAGACGCAUGGCGCAGAUCUCGGACGUCAUGCAUGCGCGCUCGACGCAGAUCUACGAGGAGAAGAAGGCCGCGCUCGAGGCUGGCGACGAGGCGCUCAAGGAGCAGGUCAGCGAGGGCAAGGAUAUCAUCAGCGUCCUGUUGCGGGCGAACAUGAUCGCUGCUGAGGAGGACCGUCUGUCGUCCGAAGAGGUUAUCGCGCAGGUUUCCACGCUAGUCCUCGCUGGGAUGGACACGACUUCGAACGCCCUCGCGCGCAUCCUCAGUCUGUUAGCGGAGCACCAGGACGUGCAACAAAAGUUGCGCGAAGAGAUUGUGCACGCACGCGACGGCGGUUCUGGGAGGCUUAGGGAUCUGACCUACGAUGAGGUUAUGGAUCUUCCGUACAUGGACGCUAUCUGCCGCGAGACGCUGCGCAGGUACUCCCCAGUCACCCACGCACCGCGACAGGUAUUCAAAGACGCGAUCCUGCCGCUCUCAGCACCCAUCCGGGGUGUGGACGGCACCUUAGUGCACUCCGUCCCGGUCACCAAGGGCAUGUGGGUGCUCGCGGACAUCCAGGCCAGCAACUGCAACAAAGAGCUCUGGGGCGAAGACGCAGACGAGUGGAAGCCGGAACGGUGGCUCAAGCCGCUCCCGCGUGCGCUCGAGGAUGCCCACAUCCCUGGGGUGUACUCGCACUUGAUGACGUUCAUCGGCGGGUCCAGGGCAUGCAUUGGCUUCAAGUUCUCGCAGCUCGAGAUGAAGGUCAUGCUUGCAUCUCUUCUGCCCGCUUUGAGGUUCGAGCCGAGCGGCAAGCCUAUCUACUGGAACUCGGCGGCUGUCGCGUUCCCUUCCGUUGGCAAGGAUAGCCGGAAGCCGGAGCUGCCGCUCAAGGUGACUCUGCUAUAGACUGAACCUCUUUCACAUCAUCCUAUGCUAGAUGUGCCGACCGUGAAUGCGCCCGCGGCGGUACUACCUUGUACGAUUUGCUUCCGGACAGCAGAAAUCUUCCCAAGC
Trametes versicolor FP-101664 SS1 is the source of this 1743-nucleotide messenger RNA. Its product is annotated as cytochrome P450. Gene Ontology annotation, molecular function: iron ion binding; heme binding; monooxygenase activity. The transcript has 14 exons. The record is from RefSeq and is a predicted model, not a curated record. Lineage: Eukaryota; Fungi; Basidiomycota; Agaricomycetes; Polyporales; Polyporaceae. Bases 1 to 1635 code for a protein of 544 amino acids.